AUGGAGGAAAGUCAAAUAUGGAGGAAAGUCAAAUAUGGAGGAAAGUCAAAUAUGGAGGAAAGUCAAAUAUGGAGGAAAGUCAAAUAUGGAGGAAAGUCAAAUAUGGAGGAAAGUCAAAUAUGGAGGAAAGGCAAAUAUGGAGGAAAGGCAAAUAUGGAGGAAAGGCAAAUAUGGAGGAAAGGCAAAUAUGGAGGAAAGGCAAAUAUGGAGGAAAGGCAAAUAUGGAGGAAAGGCAUAUAUGGAGGAAAGGCAAAUAUGGAGGAAAGGCAAAUAUGGAGGAAAGGCAAAUAUGGAGGAAAGGCAAAUAUGGAGGAAAGGCAAAUAUGGAGGAAAGGCAAAUAUGGAGGAAAGGCAAAUAUGGAGGAAUGGCAAAUAUGGAGGAAUGGCAAAUAUGGAGGAAAGGCAAAUAUGGGGGAAAAAGCAAACAUGGGGGAAAAGGCAAACAUGGGGAAAAAGGCAAAUAUGUGGAAAAAGGCAAAUAUGGGGAAAAAGGCAAAUAUGGGGAAAAAGGCAAAUAUGGGGAAAAAGGCAAAUAUGGGGAAAAGGGCAAAUAUGGGGAAAAAGGCAAAUAUGGGGAAAAAGGCAAAUAAGGGGAAAAAGCAAAUAUGGGAAAAAAGCAAAUACGGGGAAAAAGGCAAAUAUGGGGAAAAAGGAAAAUAUGGGGAAAAAGGAAAAUAUGGGGAAAAAGGAAAAUAUGGGGAAAAAGGAAAAUAUGGGGAAAAAGGAAAAUAUGUGGAAAAAAGCAAAUAUGGGUAA
Molecule: messenger RNA, 756 nt
Organism: Schistocerca nitens (vagrant locust)
Lineage: Eukaryota; Metazoa; Arthropoda; Insecta; Orthoptera; Acrididae
Product: repetin-like
Exons: 1
Coding region: 1-756 (251 amino acids)
Source: RefSeq, a predicted model, not a curated record